Opisthorchis viverrini is the source of this 1723-nucleotide messenger RNA. RefSeq lists its product as hypothetical. The transcript has 10 exons. Gene Ontology annotation, biological process: mRNA splicing, via spliceosome. Gene Ontology annotation, molecular function: RNA lariat debranching enzyme activator activity. Bases 1 to 1587 code for a protein of 528 amino acids. NCBI's taxonomy places the organism in Eukaryota, Metazoa, Platyhelminthes, Trematoda, Opisthorchiida, Opisthorchiidae. The record is from RefSeq and is a predicted model, not a curated record. Gene Ontology annotation, cellular component: post-mRNA release spliceosomal complex.
AUGAUGUUUUGCGUGGGUGACUUCUUCGGAGAAAAUACAAGUGAAAUCGAGGCUGCUAUUGACGGGGAUCUAAAAAUACCUUUACCGACUUACAUCGUCUCCCCUGUCCAGAAUGUCGCCAAAAAGUAUGUCGACGAGAAAGGUUGCACGCUUUGUGAAAAUCUUGUGUUUUUGGGCUCUCAGGGUAUAUACACAACUGUUUCGGGCUUGCGAGUUGUCUACAUCUCCGACAUUGGUCAUGACUCAGAUGGAGAAGCACAUUUAUCUUCUUCUUUGCUUUCAAGCGUGACGGCUGCGGAGGAUAUCGGAUUCAUUGGUGUAGAUCUUCUGCUCACACCGAACUGGCCCAGCGGUAUAGGGAAUCGCACUAGCACUCCUCUGCCCGAUGAGUGCAUCGUGCUUAGCAAGACUGGUUCAAAAGCCAUUUCAAAACUGGCAUAUUUUCUGCGCCCUCGAUAUCACUUCUCUAGCGGAAUGGGCUGCUACUAUGAGAGGGCUCCAUACAGGAACCACCGCGUGCUCCAAGAAAAAGCCAGUCAUGUCACCCGCUUUAUUGCCCUUGCUGAUGUGAAAAAUCCUCUGAACCGGAAGUAUCUUUAUGCCUUGAAGUUGGUGCCGAUAGACAAAAUGUCUCGACAAGAUCUAACGCAACAACCUCCGGAUGUAACUGAAAACCCCUACUUGGGACUGGUCGAUGAACCUGAUAAUUCGCAGGGCAAAGAGACGGAAGUGCAAACAGAUCAAUAUUUCUACGAUAUGUCUGCCCGGGAAAGUGAACCAAACAGCACGCGUAAAAGGCCAAACAAGAGGGAUGGUGAGGAGAAAGACGGGAGCAUACAAUGGAAGAGUAUGAAACUCUCCCCCAGUGGCCAAAACCUGGACCGCCAGCGCCGUGCGGAAAAGUUGGAAGAGAAAUUGGAAAGACCAAGAGAACAAGCUGCUUGUUGGUUCUGUCUCGGUAACCCCCAAGUGAAGAAACACUUGAUCGUGAGUGUGAACACCCAGGCUUACUUAGCUCUUCCUCGUGGUCCCCUGGUCUCAGAUCACAUACUCAUCCUUACGGUUGGACAUCACCGAAGCUGGACUACGUGUCCGGACUACGUGCGACAAGAAAUUGAGGAUUAUAAGACUCGUCUGAAACGAAUGUUCACCAAUGAAGGGAAGGCCGUGGUGGCGUUUGAACGGAACCUGAAAACACAGCACUAUCAAUUGCAGGUAGUCAUCCCAGUUCCCUUUGCCGUAGCAGGUGAAGUCAAGCAGGCGUUUCUUGACCUGUCUGCUCGAUGUGAAACCAGUCCAUGUGCUCUUGAACCGAUCCCAAGAAACACAGAGCUGAAUGAUAUAUGUGCACCAGGGAUCCCCUAUUUUUAUGUUGAACUACCCACCGGUGAACGCUUGUUUGGACAAAUAAAAAAGGACCGCAUCGCCACGAGUGAUAUCCAGUUUGGCCGAUUCGUCCUCAGUGAUUCCCGCAUCCUCGAUUGCCCGGAUAGAGCUGAUUGGCGCAACUGUACGGACGAGAUUGACAAAGAGACCGAACUCACCCUGGCCAUGCGUGAAAAGUUCGCACCGUACGACGUUGAGUGACCAGCGCCUGGUUGCCAUUUUUGUACAUAGCCAUAUUCUGUACAUGCCAUUUUGCAUUUUGCCGAAGAGCCACUCUGUUUUUACGCUCUGAUGCCUUGUUUCGUCCCUUUCCCGUCCUGCAUAAACUACGCAGAAA